Messenger RNA from Notodromas monacha, 3915 nucleotides. The record is from the annotation of a GenBank genome assembly. NCBI's taxonomy places the organism in Eukaryota, Metazoa, Arthropoda, Ostracoda, Podocopida, Cyprididae.
AUGCUUGUGUGGCUAGACUUGAUCUGCAACUAUUUUGGGGUUAAAAUUGCCUUCUACUUCGCCUGGCUUGGGCACUAUACUACCGCUUUACUGUUGCCUGGGAUCGCUGGUCUUGCAUAUUGGUGCGGAUUUUGUAACGCCGGGGAUCAAGUCAGUGAAGAUGCGGGCUUUGUGCUCCUUGCCGUUGUGAACGUAAUUUGGGCCACGGUGUUUCUGGAAGCCUGGAAAAGAAAAGAAAAAGAGCUGGCUUAUAAAUGGGGAACGUUGGACCAACGUGACGAGCUUCUGACUGAUCCGAGGCCGAUGUACACUGGGCCCAUUGAAGUCAGUCCUGUGACGGGGAUUCUCGAGCCGUGUUUCGCGCCGUGGAAGCGGAAUGUGGUGCGCUACGUUUUCAGCUUCCCGCUGAUGCUUUUCUGCUUGACUGUGGUAUCCGGUGUGAUGUGGACGAUGCUACAAAUUCAGGAUUAUUGGGACGAUUACUUGGAGAAAUCUUUCCCCUACCUCACGGUUGCGAGUUACAUUCCCAAAGUCAUUAUGGCUCUGUUAGUAACAUUUUUUGAUUGGAUUUACAAACACGUAGCAGUUUGGCUGAACGACCUCGAGAAUUACAGAGGCGAGGAACACUAUCAAAAUCACCUGAUCGUCAAACUAGUGCUGUUCCAGUUCGUGAACUCCUUUGUGGCCUUAUUCUAUGUGGCUUUUUAUCUGCGAGACAUGGAAAAAUUACGAGAUGUCAGGCAAAGAAAGCGACGUAAAGACGAAGAAAAAGAGCCCUCACGUUCAUCCACGCCUCAGAGAACUGUGAGCCAGGCUGAGCUGGAACUGCAAAUGCCGAAGUAUGAUGGAACGUUCGAAGAUUAUUCGGAACUUUUCAUUCAAUUCGGCUACGUGGCUUUUUUUUCUUCGGCCUUUCCGCUUGCCUCUUUGUGGGCUUUGUUCAACAAUAUUAUCGAGAUUCGCACCGACGCUUUCAAGCUUUGCUACGUUUUACAGCGACCUUUUGGAGAACGCGUGCAAGGCAUCGGCGCUUGGCAGAAAUUCCCGAUCAAUGAAAUGCCGGUUGAUUAUUCUGAAUCUAUGGAAUUUUCUGGGGGGUUGCAGCACGUGAUGCUCAUUUUGAGAGGACUAUUGAGAUAUUGUAUCCCCGAUAUACCGUCCUGGAUCGCUACGGAAAUGGCGAAGAUUGAAUUUUCUCGUCGCACUGCCGCGAGGAAUAUAAAGAUGGAAUCGACCCGUGGCCACGCAGUCUUCAAACGUCAAUUCGGUCCUGCCCGUUUGAGUUAUCUUCAUGGUGUUCGUGCGAAGGUGUACGACCCAUUGAGUGAUGAUUGCGAAGGUGCCGGUUCAUCGCCGGGGUUCUUCUCGAAAGCGGAAACCCGGAAGUGGUUGUUGUUGCUCACUAUCGGAGCGGCAGUGGUUUAUGCAGCUCGUGUGACGAUGCCGUUGUGUCUCGUGGCCAUGUCCACUUCGCAAAAGUGGUCCAAGAAGGACUCGGGCUCGCUGCUUUCCGCCUUUUUCUGGGGAUAUGCGUUGACUCAGGUGCCUGGCGGGACGCUGAGUGAUAGAAUCGGAGGAGAGGUUGUGCUUCUGUGGAGCAGUAUGGUGUGGUCCUUCAUGACUUUCAUGCACCCUGUGGUGGUCCAUUUAUUCGCCGGCUCAAAAACGUGGGUGAUUCAAUCCUUGCUCGUUGUUCGAGUGAUAAUGGGUGGUGCUCAAGGAAUGUUCUUCCCAGCUGUCGCAAGUCUGAGUUCCAGGAAACUCAGUAAAUUGCGAAGAAGUGCUUUUUUUGCCCGAGCGUCUUCGGGAUCAUCAUUGGGCACAAUUUUUAUAGGUUCUGUUGGAAGUCUCCUUUUGGCGUCUUUUUCAUGGGAGAUGGUUUUCCUCGUGAUCUCCAUGUUAUCGCUGAUCUGGCUAUGGGCUCUGUAUUCGGCAAAUCUUCGCGUUUCGUCGAAUCGGGUUGUCACUUUAAGUGACCCUGCCACUUUGCUAGUGAAUCGAUCCGACAACGAACCGAUACCGUGGAGUGCUUACUUGUCGAAGUUUUCGCUCUGGGCUGUGAUUAUUUGUCAUGUGGCGCAGAAUUUCUGUUGGUUUCUUCUCAUUUCUUGGAUGCCGACAUAUUUUGCCGAGGAUAUUGCUCCGAAACACACUGGUAGCAUUUUCGGAGUGCUCAAUUCCGCAGGAGCAGUACCGGGAUUCGUAGGAGUUUACUUCGCUGGCUACGUUUUGGAGACCACGAAGAGCUGGGGCUUUGUUUUCGGUACUUGUGCGUUAAUUAACGUGUCAGGGUGCUUGGUAUUCCUGUUGUUCGGUCGCGGAGCAAUGGAGUACUCAUGGACGAGCUUGUUGUUCUUCCUACUGGUCCUGUUGCGUUCCUCGGUGUCUUGGGGCUCGGCCGUGCCUUUCGACCUCGCCGCUCUCUCGCCCAUGAUGCUGCUCAACUUCACGCUGUCUCCCGACGAGAUCGUGGGCCUCAAGGAGAUCCACUCCACCGAAGUGUCUUUCGCACCCGUGCUGCCGGACGGGAAGCCCCUGGACUUGUCCUCCCUGCCCGACGACUGCCUCAUCACCCUCAAAGUGCUGAAUGACCAAGUGGUGAACAUCACGACCCGGACGGUGUUUCACUUGAACGACACGGACGAGUUUGGCGACAAUUUCACGUUCACGCUCAGGGGCCGGUUCCUGGGACGCACGGAAGUGGAGCUGGUGUUGAAGAAUAAACAAGGAGUGAUUUUUGCCCAACGGCGCCUGCCGGUGUCCGUCGUGCGCCCCAUGAACACGCUGAACCACAUUUUCAUCUACUCCAUCAUAGCCCUGGUGUCGAUGGCGUAUAUUAACAUGGGUAGCACGCUGGAUUUUGAUGUGGUCAAGAAAGUGGUGAUGAAACCCGUUGCUCCUGCCGUGGGCUUGGCCUGUCAAUACGGCUUCAUGCCUCUCGUUUCUUUCGCAUUAUCGCAGUUGUGCUUUGAGGAACCCACUUUACAACUGGGUCUGUUUGUGACUGGGAUCAGCCCUGGCGGAGGUGCAUCCAACAUUUGGACCGUGGUUUUGAACGGAAAUAUUAAUUUAAGCAUUACCAUGACUUUCAUUUCGACGCUUGCUGCAUUUGCAAUGAUGCCCGCAUGGAUAUUCUCCCUGGGACGAAUUAUCCUGAAAAAAGGAGACCUUUACAUUCCCUAUGAGAAAAUAGGCCUGAUGAUAGUCAUCCUGCUUGCGCUGAUCACGAUCGGAAUCCUGAUUCGAUGCAUAUUCCCGCGGCUUGCUGGCUGGUUGGUCCGUAUCAUCAAGCCGCUCUCUGCCAUCCUACUCGUCUAUAUAUUCACCUUUGGCAUUUAUGCGAAUUUGUAUAUCAUCCGGUUGCUCACUUGGGAGGUGGUUACGAGCGCCGUGAGCCUCAUCUGGGUGGGAUUCGUCUUUGGCGCCGUGGUGUCGAAAAUGCUGAAUUUCGGCAAGGAAGACAUAAUUGCGAUCGCUAUCGAAACCGGGAUUCAGAAUAUGGGAGUUGCGAUUUUGUUCCUCUACUUCUCACUGCCGCAAUUGGACGCUGACAUGACACUGGUGGUUCCGAUAACGUCUGCGGUUGCGAUGCCGGUGCCAUUGACGAUCGGCGCAGUCAUUGUGAAGCUGAAAGAAUUCCUGGACAAGCAUAGAAGUGCCAAAGAUGAAGAAGCUGCUGUUUCUCUCACUUAUCAGCUGAGGCCUGAUACUGAAACGUCGGAGUCAUUAGCGAAUGUUCCUGCGGGAAAGCCGGGUUCGGCCACUGCUUCCACCGGCACCAAACCCGCGAUGCCGCCGCCGCAAGGACCCCUGCCGCCGAAAUCGUUAGUCGGCGACGUGACGGCCACCAUCCCAGAAGAGGAAAGCGGAACGUUGCUCUCGAACAGCAGAGAGAGCAAGAAUUCAGUUCUGUAA